CGACUCCCGUAGAAUCGCCUUGACUUUCUGUAUCUUCUUGCAAAGAGUUGAUCUUGUUUCGUUAGAACAAGAGGCCUCGUUGCUUGAGUAGAUAUCCUCAAGUUCCCGUGCUUAACAAAACACUUGAGCCCCUGAUCUGAGCUCGUCAAAACCUCAAACAUGGCUGGCAAAAAUAAACAGCCGGCUUCAGAGGAGCAACACGGCUACGAGUUCUUCGGCCCUCCUGGCGCCUUUGUCAUCUCGUUCUUCCUCCCCAUCCUCGUAUACGUCUUCAACUUCGUCUGCAACGACAUCUCAGGCUGCCCCGCGCCAUCUCUGCUUCACCCCAAGGCCCUAUCGCUCGAUGCCUUGAAACACGAAGUCGGAUGGCCCAGCAAUGGCGUCGCUGGCCUGGUCAGCUGGAAGGGAACCGCCGCUGUGAUUGGGUACAACGUCCUUUCGCUGAUCCUCUACCGUGUUCUGCCCGCGGUUGAAGUUGAGGGCACCGAGUUGCGCUCUGGAGGAAAACUCAAGUACCGAUUUAACACUUUGUACUCUAGCACCUUCACCCUGGCCGUCCUUGCCGCUGGAACCGCUGCUCAGGGUGCCGAGUUUCCGGUCUGGACCUUCAUGUCGGAGAACUUCAUUCAGAUCCUUUCCGCCAACAUCAUCUACUCCUACCUUGUGUCCACCUUUGUCUACGUUCGAAGCUUUAGCGUCAAGCCCGGAAAUAAGGAGAACCGCGAGCUUGCUGCUGGAGGCCACUCUGGAAACAUGCUAUACGAUUGGUUCAUCGGUCGUGAACUGAACCCCCGUAUUUCGAUCCCUCUCAUCGGCGAGGUUGACAUUAAGGAGUUUCUUGAGCUUCGACCUGGAAUGAUGGGCUGGAUUAUUAUGAACUGCUCGUGGUGCGCCCAGCAGUAUCGCAACUAUGGCUUCGUGACCGAUAGCUCUAUCCUCAUCACGGCUGUUCAGGCCCUGUAUGUCUUCGACUCUUGGUGGAAUGAGCCUGCGAUCUUGACGACCAUGGAUAUCACCACCGACGGCUUCGGUAUGAUGUUGGCCUUUGGCGAUAUUGUCUGGGUUCCAUAUGUCUACUCGCUGCAGACCCGAUAUCUCUCCGUUCACCCUGUCUCCCUCGGCCCUCUCGGCCUAGCCGGUAUGUUGGGUCUCAUCGGCCUUGGCUUCUACAUCUUCCGCUCAGCCAACAACGAGAAGAACCGCUUCCGAACCAACCCCGACGACCCCAGAAUCUCUCACCUCAAGUACAUCCAGACCCAGAAGGGCAGCAAACUUCUCACGACAGGCUGGUGGGGAAUCGCCCGUCACAUCAACUACCUGGGCGAUUGGAUCCAGUCGUGGCCCUAUUGUCUCCCUACCGGUCUCGCCGGCUACCAGAUCCUCAGCGCCGGGACUCAUGCCGAGGGCGCGUGGGUUAUGCGAGACGGUCGAGAGGUUAUCCAGGGCGAAGCUAAGGGAUGGGGCAUGCUCAUCACCUACUUCUACAUCCUGUACUUUGCUAUCCUCCUCGUUCACCGCGAGAGACGUGACGAUGACAAGUGCCACCGCAAGUACGGCAAGGACUGGGAGGAGUACCGCAAGAUUGUUCGAUACCGAAUCAUCCCUGGUAUCUACUGAUUUAUGAAUGGGGUUUCUUAGCUUGACUUCAGAAUAAUUAGACCGAGUACCACGACGCUUAGAGACGUUGGCGGUAUGACGGCCCGGGGAGGGAAAAAGUGUAUUCUAUGGAGUCAAUGAUGGCAUUGAUUCAUGUAAUGGGCUAGGGGGUAUCAUGAUGAUCCUUGAAAGGAUGAAAUCGCAUAGAGGGAGCUUACAUACUUGCCUAGAAAGGCAGUAAGCUACCACAGAAAGCUACUUAAUAAUGAUUUGACCGUUUAGAACAACGUGCGUCUGCAUACCACC
Fusarium verticillioides 7600 is the source of this 1902-nucleotide messenger RNA. RefSeq names its product Delta(14)-sterol reductase. The transcript is spliced from 3 exons. Gene Ontology annotation, molecular function: Delta14-sterol reductase activity. Bases 160 to 1617 code for a protein of 485 amino acids. Gene Ontology annotation, biological process: ergosterol biosynthetic process. Lineage: Eukaryota; Fungi; Ascomycota; Sordariomycetes; Hypocreales; Nectriaceae. The record is from RefSeq and is a predicted model, not a curated record. Gene Ontology annotation, cellular component: endoplasmic reticulum membrane.